AUGGAAGACGACGAGAGGGGUGACGCCCGGAACACCCCCCCUCAGUCUGGGGCUGGACCAUCGCAGGUCCCCGCUCAACCCGCGGGCUCACCGUCGAGUGCCAAUCAGGCAUUGUCGCCGAGCACAUCGGGGCCCCCGACGGGCCCGACGUCGGGAUCGUCGAAGAGGAAGAGAGGGAUUGGCAUCGUGACACCGAACGCGUGUACCGAGUGCCGUAAGAAAAGGGCAAAGUGCGACGGUCAAAAGCCGUGUGGUCGCUGCAAGACGCAGAAAGGCGUCGAGUGCGUCUACGAAAUACCGGUUCGACAGUCCAAAGAGACCCUCCGCCAUGAGAUCGAACAACUGCGGCGCCAGCAGCGGAACAACGACCAGGUCAUUUCUGCCCUUGUCCGGCCGGAUGUAUGGGAGGAAGUCCUGUCGCGAUUGCGCAGCGGUCAGAGCGUGGAGUCCAUCUCGGACUGGCUGGGCGGUACGACACCCUCCGGGGGCGGUGCUCUACCUUCAAUCAGCCGGCUGCUGAACCAGGGCAACACCGCCCCUCCAAUGCCGGGGUACGGCAUUUCCGGGUCAAGCAGUUAUGGCCGGUUCCCGGCUGGAUUUACCUCGCUCAGCCCGAUCAAUCCCCCGCCGCCGCUGCCGCCACCUCAACAUCAAGGUCAACACCAGGGUCAACACCAGGGUCAACACCAGGGUCAACAACAGCAGCAGCCCGUCCGCCACGACGUGGCUGAUCAACAGCAGAGCCCAUGGGGCGGGCAAUUUUCGUCAAGCCAUCAGACGAGCCACCCGACCCCGAGCAGUUCCCACCUCGAAGGGCCAAACUGGAACCCGGAGGCUAUAAAGCAAACGCAAGCUCGUGUUGGCCAUUGGAUCGAGAGCCAGGUGGUCAGAGCGGAGGGGUCAAAGACCGAGCGAGGCCGCCUUGGGGGUGUCUUGCACCCGGAGUACGACAUGCAAGUACCUCCGGGGACGUGGACGACGUUGACUAGCGAUCCGAACCUCGUGACGCAUCUGCUGUCCCUUUACUUCUGCUGGGAGUACCCUACGUUUGCUUCGCUGAGCAAGGAACACUUUCUCAAGGACUUCACCGACGGCCGGCCGCGGUUCUGCUCCCCGAUCCUGGUCAACGCCUUGCUAGCCCUGGGGUGUCGCUUCUCGAGCCAACCCAAUACGCGGUCCAACCCAGACGACCCGUACACGUCGGGCAACCAUUUCUUCAAGGAGUGCCAGCGGCUGUAUUACCAGGAACAAGAUCACCACACGCUCACGACCAUUCAGGCUCUUGGGAUCAUGUCGAUCCGAGAGGCAAGCUGCGGGCGAGACUCGGAAAGCUGGUAUUAUGCCGGGCAGAGUAUCCGGUUGGCUAUCGAGAUGGGGUUACAUCGCGUGCAGGACGACGGCAGGAAUGAUGACGAGAGUGCGGUGCAAGCGGCUACCUUUUGGGGGGCGUUUGCUCUUGAUCACGCCUGGUCCUUGGCGACCGGCUCGCUCCCGCAGUGUUCGUGCUUUCCGCGGCUGCCCCCGAAGCCCGCUAUCAUCGAUGACAUCGAAGCGUCGCUCUGGAUUCCGGUCACCGAUGAUGGUAAAUACGCGUUCUCCAAACCACCCGAGGACGGGGAGCUGAGUCACUUCGCAGGCACGCCACUCCAACAGUCUUGCGAACAACCGUCCAACGUCCGAUCUGUGUACAAAUGUUUCUGUGAACUCAGCGAGCUUGUUCAUCAGUCGUUGUACAUCCUCCACUCCCCCGGGCGCCCCCUCACGAGUCGGGAUCUCCUCACGAUUUACACGCAAUACCUGAACUGGUAUGAUAGGAUACCGGAAGUGUUGCGGCUCGGCCAUAAUUUCACCCCUGCCGUUUUGUUUGCGCACAUGUACUAUCAUUUCGCCAUCCUCCUCCUAUUCCGGCCCUUGAUAAAGCUACGCAUCAUCGGGUCUAGCAUCUCCCCCCGCGAUGUGUGCUCGCAGGCUGCUGACGCCAUCACCGGUCUGCUUCGCUCAUACGCGCAGCUUUACACGCUGAGACGGACGCCGUCUUUUGUCCCAUACUUUGUCCUCACGUCCUCGAUCAUGCACCUAGCUAUCGCCGCGGCAACAACCAACUCCCAAACUACGUCGAAGAGCGAGGACACGACUGCGUCCCCAAACAAGACACAGCCCGGCCAUACGUCCCAAACACCCACCACCCCUACCCCCACCCCUACUCAACAACCCCCCGCCAAACCCGCUCCGCAUGUCGUCGAGGCCCUCAGCCGUGGCAUCGCCGAUCUCACCGAGAUGGCACCCUGCCACCACUUCGCCGAGCAAGCGCUCAACAUCCUCAAAUUCCUGGCCCAGAAAUGGAACAUCGACGUGGAGAUCAAGACCACGGGCGACACCGCCAGCAAACUGCCGCACAUCCAUUUUGACAAAGCUACAAGACCACUGACGUCGAGUCUAAAUUUCUUCGCGCCCAACUUUCUCGAGUCGGACUUUAGCUCUUCGUGGGGCGGAGGGAGCAGCGGGGGCUCGCCGUCACUUAUGGGGCCUGAUAUGAAAGCUAUCGGGAAACCGAGCAAUACGUCGGAGUUGGCAGACGCCCUGGAGAAUCCGCUGUUUUGGCCUUUUCCGAUGCAAGGGCGGCCGAUGUUGCCUGUGGGGGAUGAGCUGGAAGAGGCGGGGUUUCAGUUGCUUUGA
Messenger RNA from Dichotomopilus funicola, 2676 nucleotides. RefSeq names its product fungal-specific transcription factor domain-containing protein. Gene Ontology annotation, biological process: regulation of DNA-templated transcription; DNA-templated transcription. Bases 1 to 2676 code for a protein of 891 amino acids. NCBI's taxonomy places the organism in Eukaryota, Fungi, Ascomycota, Sordariomycetes, Sordariales, Chaetomiaceae. The record is from RefSeq and is a predicted model, not a curated record. Gene Ontology annotation, molecular function: zinc ion binding; DNA-binding transcription factor activity, RNA polymerase II-specific; DNA binding. The transcript is spliced from 6 exons.